Molecule: messenger RNA, 883 nt
Organism: Sorghum bicolor (sorghum)
Lineage: Eukaryota; Viridiplantae; Streptophyta; Magnoliopsida; Poales; Poaceae
Product: lamin-like protein
Exons: 2
Coding region: 70-699 (209 amino acids)
Cellular component (GO): plasma membrane
Molecular function (GO): electron transfer activity
Source: RefSeq, a predicted model, not a curated record
GCGCCGACAAUCCAAUGCAUUUAAUAUGAGAAUACCCAGGACAACAAAAUCAAUAUCAGUGUUUUGAGAAUGAAGAGAACACACACGCACACCCCGAUUCUAUUCCAUAAAUACAGUGCCCAAAAGUUCAAGAAUUCCACCCCGCCGCUGCCGCUUCCGGUCUUUCAUUUCGACAUCCAGGAAAUGGCUACCGCGACCGCGACGGGCCUCUUGCUCGUGGUGCUCCUCCUCUUCGCGGCGACACCGGCCCCGUCCCUCGCGGAAUUGUUCGUCGUCGGCGGCAAGAAACAUCGCUGGGCCCCCAACAACAUCAACUAUACAGGCUGGGCGGACCAGCAGCAGUUCCACGUCGGCGACUGGCUCGAAUUCAGGUACGAGAAGGGCAAGUACGACGUGGUGCAGGUGAACGAGACGGCGUACGCGGCGUGCGACGCCAGCAGCCCCAUCCUCAGCCACAGCCGCGGCCACAACUUCGUCUUCCGGCUCAACCACACGGGCCGGCUCUACUUCAUCUGCAGCCGCGGCUACUGCUGGAAUGGCAUGAAGUUCUCCGUGCUCGUCCAGCAGCCGGCCGUGGCGCCGGCGCCGCACGCGUCAAGCGCCAGUGCGGCUGCGGCGCCCGGGGUUUGGUCUGCGGCACUAGCUGCCUCGCUGGGCUGGGGCUGGGCGGUGGUCAGGCCGUUGCCGUUUCGGGUCUAAAAACGUCCAGGCGCGCACACUGGACAACUGGGCAUGAGUCUGCACUCUGCAGCUGCUUGCUACUACAGUGCUACCCUUUCUAACAGCAUAGUGUAGCCGUGUGAACGGAAAUAAUCGAGAAGAUGAGUCGUGACGAACUGUCGCGCUGGUUAUAGUACAAACGUUCGCAUGACCUGUUCCUGCA